Molecule: messenger RNA, 2175 nt
Organism: Meriones unguiculatus (Mongolian gerbil)
Lineage: Eukaryota; Metazoa; Chordata; Mammalia; Rodentia; Muridae
Gene: Trarg1
Product: trafficking regulator of GLUT4 (SLC2A4) 1
Exons: 3
Coding region: 303-824 (173 amino acids)
Cellular component (GO): membrane
Source: RefSeq, a predicted model, not a curated record
UGCAGUCAGCAGCUCCAGGAAAGUUGGCCUCAAAGUUGAACGGAGCUGAAGUCUCCAGCUUCUGGGAGCUGUAGCGGUGGCGGCAGCGGCGGUGGCGGUGGCGGCAGGUUCCAGCUGUGGACGCGGCUAGCCUCGAGACGCUCUUCUGAGUCUUCCAGAGCCCAGCCGGCCCCAGUCUCCUGCAAAACACAGCCACCCUCAUCCUGAAGGUUUGAGAUCUGGGCUGGGAAAUGGCGUGCUGAGGAGCCUCGGGAGCAUUCUGUCCCUUCCUGGACCUGAAGAAACGCAAGGCCCCAGCUAACAUGGCCAACCCAGUGCAGACUCAGUUUCAAGACCCGGGCUCCACCUCACCCCUGGACCUGCCCGAGAUGGAGAAGCUUCUCACCAAAGUGGAGAACAAGGAUGACAAAGCCCUGAGUCUGUCCAAGUCUCUGUCGGGGACUCUGGACCUGGAGCAGAAUGGUCACAGCCUGCCCUUCAAGGUCAUCUCUGAGGGCCACCGUCAGCCUUCCCUCCCUGGCUCCCCUUCCCGGGCCAGCUCUCGGCGAGCGUCCUCUGUCAUCACCACCUCCUACGCCCAGGACCAAGAAGCCCCCAAAGAUUACCUGGUCCUUGCCAUUGCCUCUUGCUUCUGCCCUGUCUGGCCCCUCAACCUCAUCCCCCUCAUCUUUUCCAUCAUGUCUCGAAGUAGUGUGCAGCAGGGGGACCUGGAUGGGGCAAGGAGGCUGGGCCGCCUGGCACGGCUGCUCAGCAUCACCUUCAUCAUCUUGGGCAUUGUUAUCAUCAUUGUGGCUGUCACUGUCAACUUCACAGUUCAGAAGUAACCUCCGAGCUGUUUCUAGCGGAGGCAGAUGCCAGCCAGCUGGAGAGCUCCGAACCCCCACGUCCCCACACAUUACCGAAGAUAGGAUGGUGGCUGCUACGCGCCCACCUGUUCCCAAGCUCCAAAAGCACAACCUUGGGGGGAGACCUCCACGUCACUCCACUGUCAGCCCGAGGCAGAGGGAAGGAGAAUCUGGAAGGAAGUUGGCUGUGAACUCGAUCUCACGAUCACAUCACCUCAGUUCUCGGGCUUGUUUCUCGUCCCACAGUUCCUGGACUUCCAUGUAGCGUAAACUGCCAGAGUGGGAAGAAAACUGGCCCCACAGCCGAGAAAGAGGCACCGCGCCCUCUGGGUGUCUGUGGACAUGAGCGCAUCCGGGCCGCUGUCUUUUCUAUUUUUCUUGAGGGGGACCAAACAGACAGCUUGCAUGCUUUGUGCCGAGCAUGCGCUGUGAUCCCAGCCAGAGCCCAUGGUGAGACUGUCACUCAGCAUGGGCCCUGCAUACCAACCCACCGGCAGAGGCAAGACCCAUACGGAAGUUCCCCACCGGAUAGGGACACUCUUACUGAACCGCCGCCUCGAGGCUUCUCUACCAAGGACUCUGGUUCCGAGUGCCUUGCAGAACAUGGAGUCUGCCUCUUGCUUCCCACCUGGUCUGUACCCUUGGGGCAUCAACCUGGAAGUCCUAGAACUUGACUUGACCCAGGUCAGCCAUUGAGGAGGGACAGAGCCUCGCUCUCUCCUGCCUCUGACUCUUUGGAGGUCUGAGAUACCACCUUGGUAACCCAUGCAAGUGGCUCAGGGACUAUACGGGGCAUUCAGGGUAUCCUGUCCAGAAAAGUUGAGGUGGACCCUGCCUUCAGGCUGUUAGCCCAGCUCUAACGGAUACUCUGUGCCUGGUCCUGUGUCCCUGGCCGUCCUCAGCAACAAAGACUUUCCCUAGAGGUAACUUUGAGGCUUCUGCUGGACUAUUCUGUUCACAGGCUCUGGGGAGUCUUUGCUGUGAUUGGCUAGGGAGUGGGCUAUAGCGUUCUUAGGAAGGCUUGUUAUUUCUUGAUCUGGAGUCCCAGGAGUCUAGAAGGAAAGCCACAGCUGGAGGGUCAGUCAGGAGAGUGGGGGUUGGGGCAGGAAACAGAGCCCACAGCCGCUUGUCUUAGGACCUAGCAGAGCAUGGGAAAGGAGCCGAACAGAGCCCUCUGCCAACCAGCCUCGUGCUUUUUGCUUCUGUGCUUCCCCAGUUUUCUGCCCGGCACAGGCUGUGCCCCCAGGGGCUUCACCUGAUAGCUUUGCCUGCUCUGAGCACCCCUUUCCAAUUCACCACAUUCAGCUCAGACCUGGGAGAGAGGAAUGAU